AUCUGAAAAGUAAAAAAUUACUGGAGACAGCUGCGCAAAAUAUUGCACGCACUUGGCCCGUUAGAUUCCACUACUUACCCAAAUUUCUUACCAUACAGCACUGAUAACCUCCGCCGUUCGCCGACCGGCGGGACUCGGACAUCUGACGGCGCGUCGCGAUGGAGGACUACUUGAAGCUAUUCGUGGAGGAAACUUCUUGGUACAACGACAUUGUUCUGGGAUCCAUGUUGCCGGAGAAGUGGUGGGCCCCACUCCCUCACUUGUGCCGGGGAUGGCUCCGGAACUACAUCGGCGGCACUUUGAUUUAUCUGCUGUCGGGGAUCUUGUGGUGUUUCUAUAUCUACUACGUAAAGCGCAACGUCUAUGUUCCUAAAGAUGCCAUUCCUUCUAGAAAAGCCAUGCUUUUGCAGAUAGGAGUUGCCAUGAAAGCUAUGCCAUGGUACUGUGCUCUUCCAACAUUAUCCGAGUACAUGGUCGAACAUGGGUGGACCAAAUGCUUUUCGAGGAUAAGUGAUGUUGGAUGGCUUGCAUACGUAUGCUAUUUGACUGUCUAUCUUGUGAUUGUGGAAUUCGGGAUAUACUGGAUGCACAGGGAGUUGCAUGACAUAAAACCUCUCUAUAAGUAUCUACACGCAACACAUCACAUCUAUAACAAGCAGAACACACUUUCUCCUUUUGCUGGCCUAGCUUUCCACCCUUUGGAUGGUAUACUGCAGGCAGUACCCCAUGUAAUAGCUCUGUUUCUAGUGCCAGUGCACUUCACAACGCACAUAGCCCUUUUGUUCAUUGAGGCCAUAUGGACGGCAAACAUUCACGACUGCAUACAUGGGAAAUUAUGGCCUGUGAUGGGUGCAGGCUACCACACCAUUCAUCACACCACAUACCGCCAUAACUAUGGGCACUACACCAUAUGGAUGGAUUGGAUGUUUGGGACCCUUCGCAACCCUGUGGAGGAUGACUCUAAGAAGAUUUAGUCUACGUUUUGUCACUAAGGUUGUAUAAUUUUUCUGCCCGCCUNUUUU
Striga asiatica is the source of this 1022-nucleotide messenger RNA. The record is from the annotation of a GenBank genome assembly. Lineage: Eukaryota; Viridiplantae; Streptophyta; Magnoliopsida; Lamiales; Orobanchaceae.